AUGGCUUCCAGAAAUGGCAGAAGGAGUCUAAGAACUCCGAAACCAAACCAGAAGUAUGCCUCAUAUGUAACAGGAAAGAAGGUCAAGAGGUCAGGUGAUGCAGAUACUGAAGGUGAAAGUUCAUCAGAAGAAGAAGAAGUGAAAGAAAGUACACAGUCUCCAAAAUCAUCACCAGACAAAUCAGUAAAUGUUGCUACAGCAGAAACAGAUGUAAAAAGAAAGAGGGGCAGACCAAGAAAGAUUCCUCUAUCAGAUGAUAUAAACAGUGGAUCCACCAAAGAAAAGCAGUCAGGGAGUGAAGAGAAUCUUGGAUCCACCCCAGAAGAUCAUGGUCAAAUAUCCACUCCUCAAAGGACCCCAAAGAAAAGAGGGAGGAAAAGAAAACUGAAAGCUGAUCAGGAGAGGGGGGCAUAUGACACAGAACAGGGGGAUGAGGACAAUCUUGAGAAGAGUCGAGUGUGGGAGUCCGUUCAACCUCAGUUACUGACCCUGGUGAAUAUCUUAAAGGAAGCUGGAAUUGACGUGCUACUUAUAACAAACUGGCUGAGGGGGUACACCUUCCAGUAUAACGGCUCAGAGAAAGGGGUCAAGUUCCUCGAGGAGAGGGUUGGCUUCACCGAGGAGUUUCUCAAUCAAGUCUUAAACAACAGGGGUGAGAUGUUGAAAGAUUCUCAGAAGGGAGAGCACUCCAAGUUCAUCUGGAAGAUUGUAGAAAAACAGCUACAAAGCUUGGUGUCUGAUCUGUCCUCUGUUGGUGUGGAGAGCCUUGUUCUUUCCUCUGUGAUGGGGCUGGAGGAUUUCGGAUUCACUGGGUCUACUAAAGGGCUUCAGUUCCUAGGGGACAGAACGGAGCUGAAGAAUCUCUUUGUGGCUUACUGUUCAGAUCAAGAAAUCCCAAAUGCCAAAUUCCAGCAGAAGUCAGUUUUUAUGGACUGGUACCAGUGUUUUGGAGGAGAGCCAUAUGAAGAGGAGUUCUAUGAGUCUCAGAAUCAGGAAUCCCCCAAGAAGGCCAAGAGGAAGAAAAUGGAGACACCCCUUGUGAUCACCCUAGAGCUGGAGGAAAAUCCAGUUUGUCCUGUUUGCUUUAAAAAAUUCCAAGGUGUCCAGGUGCUGAAAAAACAUUAUCUUUCUCAUCUUAAGGACGAGGAGUUUGAUUGUGAGAUUGGUCAUCAGACUUUCCAUGUGAACCUUCAAUUAAAUCAACACCAAAUAGAAGCUCAUGGUGAUGAAUCUGCUAAAGAGAUGGAAACAGAAAUUGCAAGUGGAAGCAUGGUUGCUGAAAACAAAAGUGAAGAUGUGAAAAAUGGUGGGUUGGAACUCCGUGCUGUCACAGAUAAUGACUUUCUGGCUGAUGUGCAGGGUAUAGCUUUCGAGAAUAGUACACAGGUAGAUGAAUCAGAUUUACCAUAUGAAUUAGAAAACAGAGGUGAAGUGAAGAAUGACAUAGAAGGAGAAGAUAAUAUUGAACAGACAAUUGAAAAUCUAAAGGAUAUUGCUGAGAGCAAUGAAGAUGUCAAGAAAGAAAAGGUUGAAGACAGUGAAGAUGAUGGUGAAGACAUCAGAGAGGAUAUGAAGGAUGGUAGAAUUAAAUGUCUGUUAUGUGAUAAAACCAUGAAAAAUGAACUCAUGUUUCAAAAACAUGUUGAACAUCACAAUGCAAGAAAAGAUGUGGAAUGUAAAGUUGACGGAUGUGAAAAGAAGUUUAAAAGAGCUUGGGAUAUGGAGUACCACAUGGUCACCAUCCAUGGCUAUGUUAAAAUAGCAGCAGGGAAUAUUGUACGACCAGAGGAUGUUCCACCUGGGACAAAGCUGAAGAAAGUCAAAAGGAAGAGAAGGAAAGGUGAUCCAGAAUCAGAAGAGGAAGAGGAGCCAUUUAAUCCAAUUAAAGCACUGAGAGGAACGGAAUGUCCCGACUGUCAUAUGAAGUUUAAAACCCUGGCCAUUCUGAAGAGACACUAUGAGAUACACAUAGGGGAGAAGUCUUUCAUUUGUGAAGUCUGUUCUAAAAACUUUCUUAGAAAGUAUGACAUGCAUAUUCAUCAGAUGAAAUGUCAUGGAUACAAAAGAAUAGGGAAAGGGAGGGUUGGACCUCCAGAAAAUGAAAAUAAGCCUGAUCAGUUUGAUGUGUCAUUGUUUGGAGAUAGAACUCAUUCUUCAGGAAAGAGGAAAACACCACUACACUGUGACUAUUGUGAUGUUGUGUCUCUGAAUUUGACUAAGAAAAUCGCACAUUUAGAGGAAUGUCACUCGCAAGAAAAUCCCUUCAAAUGUCCAGAGUGUGAGUUGAAAUUCCCACUGAAGAGGAAAAUGAAAGUUCAUUGGUAUACCAAGCAUGCAGAAAAGAAACACAAGUGCAGUCAAUGUGAUAAGACAUUCCUCUUUAAGUUCCAUUUGAGAGACCAUGAACAAAUGUUUCACAAUGAAAAUGGAUUCUUGUGUACCCUGUGUGGAAAAAGUUUCCAUCUUCUUAGGUACCUGAAAAAACAUGAGCAGAGGCAUGAGGAAGAUUUGGCUUAUGGUAUAGAUCCAAAUGCACCCAAAGUUUAUGAAUGCCAAUACUGUAAUCAAGUGUUAAAUGGAAUUUCUGCUUACCAGAAUCACAUGAAACAGCACCCUGAUGUGGAGGAUCGAAAAUUCGAGUGCGAUGUCUGCCACAAGAGAUUCUUCCAACAGGGUCAUUUGAAGCGCCAUAUGUAUGUCCAUGUAAUGGACCGAAACUAUGACUGCCAGUACUGUGAUAAGAAAUACAAGGAUCCAGAAACUCUAAAAAAGCACCUCAUUGCUUUCCACAAUGUAAAGGAGAUGAAACGAAAGACAUACAGAUGUGAAGAGUGUGAUAAAGGUUUCUUAAGCAUGGGCCACUUAAGUCGUCACAUGUUGGGGCACACAGGAGAAAAGCCAUUCUCCUGUGACAUUUGUGGAAAGAGGUUCACAGAAAAGGCAGGAAAAAUUAACCACGAGAGGAUCCACAGUGGAGAGAGGCCGUUUGUUUGCAAGGUCUGUGGGAGAGCUUUUGUUCAGGCCACGCAUCUCCGUCGCCACAUGUUCCUCCAUUCACAAGUCCGUAAUUUCGUGUGUGGAAUUUGCAAGAAAAGGUACUACCAAAACGAGGACCUGAAGCGCCAUAUGCUUACGCAUUUAAAUAAGAAAUCUUUUAAGUGUAACAUGUGUGACAAGUCGUACUAUCAGUUAAGUAGCUUGAAUCAGCACAUGCGCUGUCAUACAGGCAAAAGGCCUUUCCAAUGCAGCGUUUGCAAAGCUUGUUUCUCCCAGAAGAUUGCUAUGAUUGUGCACAUGCGCAAACAUACUGGUGAAAAGCCUUUCAAGUGCGAGACUUGUGGGAAAUGUUUUAUUAGCAAACGAAUGUGUAAAGAGCACAUGGCAACUCAUGAGCAGAAAUAUAUUGCCUUUACAUGCUUCAAAUGCGAAAUGGAAUUUCCGAGUGAAAAUGAGCUUAAGGACCACGUGUCUGUUGCACACCCUACAGAGAAAAUGGAGGAGGUGGUAAAAGUAGUAGUGACAGAAAAUUCGGCAUUGAAAGUAGAAAAUGCUCUUGAACCUGAAAAAGAGGACGAAGAUGAAGACGGUGUCUUGAAUACUUGUGACAUUUGUAUGAUGAGUUUUCCGGAUGUUGAAGCUUUGGAGAAACACACAGUGGAAGACCAUAAAAGUGAGAACGAAAAUGUGUGCGAACUUUGUCUUGGCACGUACGAAAAUCAGGAACAGUUUGCGGAUCAUUUGGUAAAAGAGCACGGACUUAUUGAGAUUGAAGAUGGGUAUUUCGUUCAACUUCAGGCCGUACCAGUGGAGGAAAUAUCCACUGACAGUCCAUCUAAGUAUUUGAACACAAAACACAUCACUGAGGAUGAAAUUCACGCGGAGAUCGAUGGAAAACAUAUUAUUAUUCAGAAUGUUGGUGGACUCAUGAACAGUAAUCAAAAUGCAUUGAAUCAACAUGUAGUGAGUACACCAAUAGUCUCACCUUCCAAGAAAAGCAGCAAUACUCAACUUACUCCGAAGAAGAUGACAACAAUUCAAGAGAAAGAUGGAUCCAUUCUACACAUUGUUUCUCCAUCAUAUGAGAUUCCCGCAACACAGCCCGAUGGUCCCGUUAUUGCUGAAUAUCCUUCACAUAUUGAGAACGCAACAGAACUCCGCCUGAUUGACGCCUCACAAGUAGUUGACCCAAAUCCCACAGGACAAGUUAUUAUAGCAACCGCAGAUGGCGGUAAAACAUAUUUCACGUUGCCACCUGGAACGCAGACGACAGACAGCAUUCCCAUAGAAGCUACUUCAGACGACAUUUUGCAACAGAUUACGGAAGAAGUCAUUUCCACUCAGGACUUCCAGACAGAGGCGGGCAGCAGCGAAAACGUAGAAACAACGCUGUCCGAAAUCGCAUUUGAUCAAGAUGGCGGUAUUUCUGAAUCAACAGCGGCGAACCUGGCAGCUAUGUACGGUACAGAUCGUAUCAUCUACCAAGAAGAGAGGAAUGAUGGGACAGAGGUUGUCCAUGUGUAUGCAGUGGUUUCCGAUACUUGAUACUUUUCAAACCAAAAAUGUGUCUCCCCACUCAGACAAGCAUCCAUCCGACCCCGGUUUAUGCACCCUGUACUUAUCAUUAUAUGUAUUCAAUUGCAUAAACGUUCUUUAUAUUUUGUAUUGUUUUUUUUUAUGUCUGAUUGAUUGCUUCGAGAUUAAAGGAAUAAUAAGCGAUAA
Molecule: messenger RNA, 4719 nt
Organism: Saccostrea echinata
Lineage: Eukaryota; Metazoa; Mollusca; Bivalvia; Ostreida; Ostreidae
Product: zinc finger protein 91-like
Exons: 6
Coding region: 1-4542 (1513 amino acids)
Source: RefSeq, a predicted model, not a curated record